AUGUCACUGCACUCCUCACAUUCCCCCUCCCUCCUUACCAUCUAAUUAAAUUAAUGGAGGGGGGCAAUAUGGUAACCACCAGUGAUUAAGCCUUACCUGACACCUCUGAUCAAAAAAAACUACACUGGCUUUGGGUAUUUCUGUAGAAGAUCCUUGUUGCUAACUUCUUCGGCUUCUUCUGCCUUCUUUUAGACAUGAACAGUGGAAGCUGAACUUAGACACGAAACGUAGACAUCUCACUACUGCACAUACACCUGCAGGAGCACUGCCCCAGGUAUCAGGCUCUGAAAACAUUUAAGAAGAAUGGAGAUUCUUAUCAAAUUAUCAGUUAUAGCCUUACUAUGUGGAACAAGAGUUCUUUGCCAGUAUGAGAACUACGAUUAUGAUACAGACUAUGGCCCAGAACCUAAUGUGCAAUAUCCACCGAUUCACGUCCCACAUAAUGUAGACUACAGUGAUCCACAAAUAAUUUACACAAAUGACUGUGCUAGAGAAUGUUUCUGUCCGCCUGCCCCUCUGCUAGUUAUGUAUUGUGACAAUCGAAAGCUUAAGAAUAUUCCCCAAAUUCCUUCUCGUAUUCAACACCUUUACCUUCAGUUCAACGAUAUUGAAGCUGUGAUGAUGAAAUCUUUCAUUAAUGCUACUUCCUUGAAGGAAAUUAAUUUGAGUCAUAACAAAAUUAAAUCAAACAAGAUUGAAGUUGGUGCAUUUGCAAAGCUACGCAAUCUGGAGCAAAUCUUUAUUGAUCACAAUGAUUUAGUGGAGAUUCCACCCGAUCUUCCCAGUUCGGUAGAGAGACUGAAUUUUGCUUUUAACAAGAUUGCCAGAUUAAAUGAUCGUGAUCUGCAGGGAUUAGUAAAGCUAACGAUGCUUGAUCUUUGCAAUAACCACAUUGAUAGUGUCAAGUCAAAGACUUUGAACAAACUUGCGAGACUUAUGCAACUAAACAUGUGCAACAACAAAUUACAUUCCAUGCCUGCAAGUCUUCCAACAUCUCUCAUGUACUUAUCAAUUGAGAACAAUUCAAUUUCCAACAUUCCUGAUGAUUACUUUACAAAGCUUCCAAAUCUACUAGCAAUUCGUAUGUCACACAACAACCUAGAAGAAAUCCCUACAAAAAUAUUUAACCUUCCAAAUCUUGUGGAAUUAAACCUGGGUCAUAACAAGCUGCAACAAGCUUUCUUCAUCCCAAGAUCACUCCAGCACUUGUACAUUCAGGACAACGAGCUGGAAAGUUUAAAUAUGACAAUAAUGUGUCCAAAAAUUGAUCACUUCAACACAAAUCACCUAACAUACCUCCGCGUGGAUCAAAACAAGUUACAGGCUCCAAUAAGCACUUUGGCCUACCUUUGUUUCCCUAACAUGCAACGCAUUUAUUAUGGUGAACAGAAAUAUGCUGAAGGUGAAAUCCCAAAGGUACAAGAGCCGAUGCUUACACAUCCCACAGUGUCAGAAGAAGAAGAGGAAGAUGAGAGAGAAGGCAUUGCUGAUUAUCGUCAUGAAGAAUAUGAAAUAGAAGAUCACUUUAAUGAUUAUUAUAAUUAAUUCUUUGGAUAAUAAAAGCUCCAGUGACAAAACACAUACAAAAUACCUAAAUAAUAUUUUAAUAUGUUAAUUAGGGGAGGAUAAAUUGUCACUAGAACUAUAUAAAGAUUAUGUGAAAACAAUGGCUGUGAAUCAGAAAAGUUGCAUUUUUGCUAACAACAAAUAUAUUUGCAACCAAAAAACUGAUUUUUCAAAAAGACGCUCCAAUAAAAAUUAGGAGUUUGGCAGAAAAACUUUUCUUAAUGCAAGGAAUAGCUGGUAUUUCAAUGAAAAUGAAUCAAUUUAAUCUUUGUUGUUGCUGAUCUUAAAGACUGCUACAAAAAAUUAAUUUGUGCAGUUAACAGUUAAGUAAUAUGUCAAACCAUAAUAAUAACUGUUAUACAUUAAAACCCUGAAGUUUCAUUUCCCAGAGAACAGCCUCAAAAUUCCAGGAAAAAGUCAAAUCAGGGUAUGUAAAGUCAGGGUUCUACUGUACAUAUAUGCUAAAGGUCUUUUAGAGAAAGCUCUUGCAUUACUCAUUGUUUUGAGAUAAAAAAAUAGCAUUUAUAAUUGCCACUUUACACAACAUUUAAUAAACUGUGGCAUAAAGUAUAGAAUAUCAGCUUUAUUUUUAUUUCUUACCCAGUUUAAGAUUACAAUUUUGUGCAUUUCGCUGCUAAAUAACAUGACAGAAUCAUUGAUAGUGAAACCUAGCUGUAACCAUAUUCCAUAUACAUUGUGGUAAAUUUUCAAGAUAAUACACAGUGUGAAAGUUGUUAGCAUAUUUAAUCCCACUGUCAGAAUAAAAAAGUGUGGCUAUUUGUUUCCCACUGACCAAUUAAUAUAGGUGAGAAAAUAAAUGAAAUUGUAUGAGAGAUUCAGUUAACCUUAUAAUGCUAUUUGUAAUUACCUGGAAUCCCAGGCUGAGAAGAUGAGAGGCUUUAAUGAUCAAUACAACGUUGUACAGUUUCCUCUUUCUUAUUUUGCUGUUAAUGCCCUCUAACAUAUAUACAUGCAACUUCAAAUAGAAACUAUAGUACAAGUAUUGAGACUUGCAACUUCGUUUUUUUUAUAUAACCCAUCCCCCCCCCCUUUUUUUUUUUUUAAACCAUCCUUUCAUUUUCAUUUUAUAAACUAAUUUUAUAAACUACUGCUUUCAUGAGUAACAAUAAGACAUCACACAAAAGGGCAGGUUUCUUUUUUUAUUUUUUUUUACACAUCUCUAUGUUCAGGCAUUGUUUGUAUGCUUUAAAUAUAUCAAUAAAAACUAUUGUCUAAAA
Xenopus tropicalis (tropical clawed frog) is the source of this 2804-nucleotide messenger RNA. It is a transcript of the gene omd, whose product is annotated as osteomodulin. The transcript has 3 exons. Bases 304 to 1545 code for a protein of 413 amino acids. The record is from RefSeq and is a predicted model, not a curated record. NCBI's taxonomy places the organism in Eukaryota, Metazoa, Chordata, Amphibia, Anura, Pipidae.